AUGUCCCUCCAACCGCCUCGCUUCGCCGCCGCGCUACGCGCCGUCCGCGCCUUGCACGCGUGCCCCGUCGCCAGGCACCCGUACAAGGACUCCCAAGACCGCCGGUCGCUGAAGCCCCGCAGCGCGCAGCACACCAAGUCCGGCCGCGACGACGACGUGGCCGCCGCGUCCAAGGCCGCCUUUGGGCGCGACGUCAGCUCGCCCGAGGAGGCGCGCGCCGCGGCCGCAGAGGGGGCGGCGGGAGAGGAAGACGGCAGCGGCAGCGACCCUCUGCGGGCCAGCGGGGCGAACCAGGGCCUCAGCAAGCCGCAGGGCGACGAGGGCGGCAAGAAUCCCGGCGCGGGGAAGGAGGUCAGCAAGGGGGGGAGGAGCGGCGGAGGCGAAGCGCCCAAGAAGGGUGGGUUGCGGAGAUGA
Messenger RNA from Ustilaginoidea virens, 414 nucleotides. RefSeq lists its product as uncharacterized. The transcript has a single exon. The record is from RefSeq and is a predicted model, not a curated record. Bases 1 to 414 code for a protein of 137 amino acids. NCBI's taxonomy places the organism in Eukaryota, Fungi, Ascomycota, Sordariomycetes, Hypocreales, Clavicipitaceae.